Brachypodium distachyon (stiff brome) is the source of this 1399-nucleotide messenger RNA. RefSeq lists its product as uncharacterized. Bases 149 to 1207 code for a protein of 352 amino acids. The transcript has a single exon. Lineage: Eukaryota; Viridiplantae; Streptophyta; Magnoliopsida; Poales; Poaceae. Gene Ontology annotation, biological process: root development; shoot system development. The record is from RefSeq and is a predicted model, not a curated record.
GACCCCUUCCACGGCUUCCUAGGGCGUUCCAUUCCAUUCCCCGAAUCUCACUUGCCUUUUUAAAAACGCGCCCCUCCCCUCCUCGACGCCGCCGCACAUCGUCGAUCCGAUUCGAUUCCAUUGACAGCGCUUCCCCGAUCGAGCCAGCAUGGUGGUAGGGUUCCGCCGCACGAUCUCGUUCCCCGCGCCCAAGUCCCCCUCGGCCGCCGCGCCGCCGGCGGGGUCGGAUGGGAAGUCCGCGGGCUACCGCGUCCGCUCGGCGAGCCUGCCCUGCCGGUUCCACCCUCUAGUGCUCCAGCUCGACGAAGACGUCGCGGCGCUGCGCGAUCUGGUCGCGGGAUCGGCGUCGUCGGCCCGCUCGAUCGCGGAGGCCGCCGAGCAGCUGGGACGGGUGCUGGUGUCGCUGUCCGAGCUGCUCCACCACCCGCAGGCGCAGGAGCCGCUGCGGCGGCUCGGGCGCUCGCCGUUCGCGGAGCGGCUCCUCGACGACUUCCUCCGCCUGGCCGACGCGCACGGCAGCUUCCGGGCCGUGCUCGUCGCGCUCGCCGCGCUCCAGGCCGAGGCGCGCGCCGCGCUCAGGCGCGAGGACGCGGCGCGCCUGGCGUCCGCCGCGCGCGGGCUCCGCCGGUCCGGCCGCGACCUCCCGCGGAUCGCCACCUCCGCGCGCGCCGUGGCCGCCAAGGCACCGCCCCCCGCGCCCGCCGGCCUCGCGUCGGACACGGCCGCCCUCGCCGCCGCCAUCGUCGACGCGGCCGCCGCCGUCGCGUCCGCCUCGGCCGCGGUCUUCUCCGGGGUGUCCUCCCUCUCCAUCGCCGCCGCCACGGCCCGCGUCGACGUCUUCAGCACGCCCUGCUGGAUGCCCUCCCCCGCCAGAUUCGCCAGCACGCCGAGAACCAGCCACCACGUCGUCGUCACCACCAAGCCCUCUUCCAUGCGCAUAUGGUGGGUCGCCGACCUCAUGCGCUGGAUGUCGCGCGCGAAGCGCCGCUCAGCCAACAAGCAACACGCCGAGGGCGGGUCUUCCGACCAGCAGCCCCAGCAGGAUGCCUCCGUGGACCCGGAGGAGGAAGAACGGAAGACCGCGUUCGAGCGUAUUGACAACCUUGGACGGUGCAUUGCGGACGUGGAGAACACCGGCGAGAAGGUGUUCCGGGCUCUGGUCAACACCAGAGUCUCCCUGCUCAACAUUCUCAGUCCAAGCUUCUGAAGAAUAAUCCCAAACCAUCAGAGGAACCCAUGAAACUUUUAGACUUAUUGUGAAAUUGUAUAUACAAAUGGGCCUAUCACCAUGUUUAGGGAGCUGCGUUUUGUUAACGGAGCUCAUAGCAGAACAAUAGUUGCAGCAGAAGUAAACAGAUUUCCGUUUUGUGUUGGCAACUCUGCAUGUUUUCUUCAAGCC